AUGGCUCCUAAUGGUGAAACAAAUCAUAAUAUAUUAACAACAACACAUUAUGAUUCAUCAUUGUUCAUCAAUAAUAAUCGUUUAUAUUUAUUUAUAAAUGGACAUUGGUAUGAUCUUACACAAUGGCAAAAUAUACAUCCAGGUGGUCGAGAAAUUCUACAGAAUUUAAAUGGAAAAGAUGCAACAGAUGCAUUUUAUGCUCUACAUAGUGAAGAUGCUAUUAAACGAUUAUCUUAUUUAAAACCAUGUUCUUCUAUUCAUGUUCAAUAUGUACUUCCAUAUAUAGAACCAACCAAUCUUACACUUUCAUUUCGACAAUUACGACAAAAUUUAAUUAAAGAAGAUUAUUUUAAUCGAUCAAUAUUUUGGGAAUUAUUUUAUCAGAUAUCAGUUUAUUUAAUGUGUUUAUUUGGUACAUUUUGUCAUUUUUAUUGGGGUUAUGAUCUUUUAGCUAUAAUUGUUAUUGGAUUUGGUAUGCAACAAGCGGGUUGGAUUGGACAUGAUUAUGCACAUGGAAGAGGUACAUGGAUGCGAUGGUUAUGUAGAACAUUAUCAGGUUUUAUUAAUGCAUUUAGUCCAACAUGGUGGUCACAUAAACAUAAUACUCAUCAUAUUUAUACAAAUAAUCUUGGCAUUGAUACAGAUGUUGCAAAUGAUCCUAUAUUUCAUUUAUUUUUUCCUUCAAAAGAAAAAGAUUUUUGGUUUCGAACUUAUCAACAUUUAUAUUUUGUACCUGUUUAUUCAUUAUUAUAUUUAAGUUGGCGAUGGCAAUCAAUUCAACAUUCAUUUCGUACAUUAAAUUAUAGUGAACUUUUUUUUAUGUUACCAAGUUAUAUAUGGCUUUAUAUGCUUGGUUGGCAAGUAGCUCUUGGUUCUAUACUUCUUGGUGGUUUUCUUGUUGCUAUGAUUGUUACAGCAACACAUCAAAGUGAAGAAAUGAUUCAUAAUUCAUGUCAUUCAUUUGUUGAAACACAAUUUUUAACAACAUGUGAUGCUCGAUGCGAUAAUUUUUUUAUGGAAUGGUUAUGGGGUGGAAUGCAAUAUCAACUUGAACAUCAUUUAUUUCCAACAAUGCCUAAAUAUAAUUAUGCACGUGUAAGACCAAUUGUUAAACAAUGGGCAAAAGAUAAUGGUAUUAAAUAUAAAUUGAAAAGUGUUUGGUCAAUAUGGUAUAGAAAUUAUCAAACUUUAAAACAUUUUGCAAGUUAA
This is a messenger RNA of Rotaria sp. Silwood1, 1209 nucleotides long. The record is from the annotation of a GenBank genome assembly. Lineage: Eukaryota; Metazoa; Rotifera; Eurotatoria; Philodinida; Philodinidae.